CUUUGAAGCACUGAAGUUUCUGAUGUACACACAUACAUCUCUAAAUAAUGCGUAAGGACGUGUUUCUGUCCUCGGAGACUGAAUUUUCAAUCUUAUGGAAUAAUUUCUUCUCCAUACUGGUGUAGUGUGUGUGUAGCCAUGGCUGCACAAUUGGAGGCAACCACAAGGGAAAUGAGUCAGUCAGAGGUGCUGAUUAGUCCAGACAAAUCUUCAGUUUUAGCCUUAGCACCCUCUGGAGACACAGGGAUGACAGCAUUGGGUCCCAAACCCUACCUCAUACCCAAACCGUUUUCCCUGCAAAGAAACACCACCAUCCGUCCAAUCAAAGCCCCGAAAACUGAAAUCGAAAGAUUCCCUCGAGCCACCUCUUCUGAUAACCUUGACUUAUUGAGUUUUACAAAGCCUGCUGAUACUCGUGUUGGUGAUCUAAAAACACCAGGAUCACUAAAACUGGACUCAAACGGCACCUCUAAUGGGUGUAAUAAAAGCACUGGUCCUAAACCUGUCCCACUUUGCACAAAACCUGACUUGUUGGCUAAUACUAAACCAGAACCAAAUAGGAAUGCUGACAAAACAGAUUCUGAUCACCAAACAGGUACAAACAUAAAGCCAGAGUGGACAAAUGUCACUGCCACCUCUGCUGAAGACUUGAAGGAGGUUCCACCCAGAAGCAGGACAAAAUCCUUGGGUGUUCAGGAUAAACAAAAACUCAAACAGAGUCCAGAAGGAGAAACAGCAACCAGUAAGACUGACGCAGAAGGUAAUUUACCAAUCUGGCCACGUAGAAAUCGUCUCUCCAUGGAACUGACCUCUAGGUUUGAGUCACAUUUGCAGCUGGAGAAGGAGGUUAAUUCUGUUAGAAGAGACAGUGAGAAAGAGAGGCCACCAAAUUCACCUUCUGAAGAGUCCAAUUUGAAGUCUUCAGAGCCACUAGUGGAAACAGGAGAGAUGGGGGGUGAGGAGGUCAGCGUAAGAAGCAUUAAGAGACGUAUCGGUCUCCUUUUCGACCGUUCUACAGCCUCUCAACACAGGGACUCUUUCAACAAAAGAGACGCCACACUUUCAGAAAUAUCUGUUGACAUUAAACAGAGAAUCAAGAAUCUAAGCUUAAACUCACAUGAACUGAGGAUCCGUCUACCAUCCACUGGUGCACUUAAAUGUCCAAUUGAGAAGACACCAAGCAACUCAGACGAGCUUCCGUUUGAUGAGAAAGCACUUGAAAAACCAGCAGAUUCGAAAAAUAGAUCACAACGACCACUAGGGAAACAGGCUGCUGAUAAACCAUCAAGUUCGACAGAGGUUCAGCCAUUUGCCGGAGCUGAGCGAAUGAGUGGAGAACUUGACAAAGUCAUCGAGAACAAACCUGACAUCAAUGUGAAAGCUAAGGAGGCUCCUACAUCCAACUUUGGGUUUGAGAAGAACGUACUGAUUGAGGACAAGAACUCCAUUGAUGAGGAGAAUGAUGAAGUUGUAGAGUACAAGGAGAAUUACAUCCCUGUGCCUUUGUAUCAGAGGGUUGGGAUUGGCAAAGAUGCGGUGACAAAGAGAGAAGAAGAAGAAAUACAGCAGAAGGAAGAGCAGUUAGAGAAACAGCUUGAAAGGGAAAGACUUUUGGAAGAAGAGAGGAUGGCAAAAAAAGAAAUUGAGAGACAGCAAGAGGAGGAAUGGAAACAUGCUGGGGAAGAGAAACGCUUGGAAGAUGAAAGAAGGAAGCAAGAGAGAACACAGAAAGAAGAAAGGCAAAGACAGAUGGAAGAAAGAAGAAAACAAGAGGAAGAUGAAAGGAAACAGGUCGAAAAAGAGAGGGAGAAACAACGAAUGCUGGAGAGAUUAGAAAAAGAGAGACAGCUCGAAGAGGAAAUGAGCAGGAUUGAAGAAGAAAGGAAAAAAGAGAGACAGAGAGAGGAGGAAAGAUUGAGACUAGAGAAAGAGAGAGAGCUAAAGGAGGAGAAGAGAAGAAAUGAGGAGGAAAUACUGAGACAGGAAAAAGAAAAAGAGAGAGAAAUGGAGGAAAGAAGACAGAUUGAAGAGGAGGAGAGACUGAGACAGGAAAGAGAAAAGGAGAGACUGAAGAAGGAGAAAGAGAUGGAGGAAGAGAGAAGACGAAUUAAAGAGAUGGAGAGGCUGAAAGAGGAGGAACAAUUGAGACAGCAAAGGGAAAAAGAGAGAAUAAGGAAAGAGAAAGAAAUGGAGGAAGGGAGAAGACAAAUUGAAGAGAUAGAAAGACAGAAAGAGGAGGAAAGACUGAGACAGGAAAAAGAGAGACUACAGAAAGAAAGAGAAAUGGAGGAAGGGAGAAGACGAAUUGAAGAGAUGGAAAGACAGAAAGAGGAGGAAAGACUGAGACAGGAAAAAGAGAGACUACAGAAAGAAAGAGAAAUGGAGGAAGAGAGAAGACGACUUGAAGAGAUGGAAAGACUGAAAGAGGAAAGACUGAGACAGGAAAAAGAGAGACUACAGAAAGAGAAAGAAAUGGAGGAAGGGAGAAGACGAAUUGAAGCAAUGGAAAGACAGAAAGAGGAGGAAAGACUGAGACAGGAAAAAGAGAGACUAGAGAUGGAAAGACAGAAAGAGGAGGAAAGACUGAGACAGGAAAAAGAGAGACUAGAGAUGGAAAGACAGAAAGAGGAGGAAAGACUGAGACAGGAAAGAGAGAGACUACAGAAAGAAAGAGAAAUGGAGGAAGAGAGAAGACGACUUGAAGAGAUGGAAAGACUGAAAGAGGAAAGACUGAGACAGGAAAAAGAGAGACUACAGAAAGAGAAAGAAAUGGAGGAAGGGAGAAGACGAAUUGAAGCAAUGGAAAGACAGAAAGAGGAGGAAAGACUGAGACAGGAAAAAGAGAGACUAGAGAUGGAAAGACAGAAAGAGGAGGAAAGACUGAGACAGGAAAAAGAGAGACUAGAGAUGGAAAGACAGAAAGAGGAGGAAAGACUGAGACAGGAAAGAGAGAGACUACAGAAAGAGAAAGAAAUGGAGGAAGGGAGAAGACGAAUUGAAGCAAUGGAAAGACAGAAAGAGGAGGAAAGACUGAGACAGGAAAAAGAGAGACUAGAGAUGGAAAGACAGAAAGAGGAGGAAAGACUGAGACAGGAAAGAGAGAGACUAGAGAUGGAAAGACAGAAAGAGGAGGAAAGACUGAGACAGGAAAGAGAGAGACUAGAGAUGGAAAGACAGAAAGAGGAGGAAAGACUGAGACAGGAAAGAGAGAGACUAGAGAUGGAAAGACAGAAAGAGGAGGAAAGAUUGAGACAAGCAAGAGAAAUGGAGAGAAUAAGGAAAGAAAAAGAAAAGGAGGAAGAUAGAAGGCAAAUUGAAAAGAUUGAAAGACAGAAAGAGGAGGAAAGAUUGAGACAGAAAAUAGAAAAAGACAGACUAAGAAAAGAAAGAGAAAUGGAAGAAGAGAGAAGACUAAUUGAAGAAGAGAGACAGAGAGAGGCGGAACGAUUGAAAGAGGAAAAAGAAAAUGAAAGAUUAAAGAAAGAAAGAGAGAUGGAAAAGUGUAUAGAAGUAGAGAAAUUGAGAGAAGAAUUUCCUACAAGUUACAAUUUGAUCUCUUUUGACUCAGAGGAGCCAGUGCUAUCACAGAGUCUAGUGUCCAGCGACAAUGUCUCGCCUCAACUCGCUGAAGUUCUUUACGAUGACUUUUCAGUAAAACCACGGAGAUGGGGAACCCAGGCCAGACAUUCCUCAACACCAUCCCCAUCCAGAGAACCUCCUGCAGUUGAUGUGAUUCCUGAGCAGCUGGACCCAAAGCCAGAAUCCAGGUCCAAUGGAUACCAAGCACUACUUGGCAAUCAGGUAUAUGUGGAUGACCUGAUUGGAUUUGAACCUGCACCUUCCAAUAUGCAGAAGCCUUCCAGAAAUCAACUCCAGGCUGUGGACUCCGAACCAGAGUUUUGGUCUAAUCCAAAAACAGAAUCACCUGCAAUAUGGCUUGAUGGGAUCACAUCACAUGAGGGUCAGUUACAAGAAAGUGCACUUGAGGAAGAUGAAGUUACUGAACAGGAUCUUAUAAAGGAAUUUGACAACCUUGAUGAAAUCAACAACACUGUUGAUGAUCUCGUCGCAGAGAGCAGAAACGUUCAAGCUCUACAAAGGGUUAAACGUAAAAGUAAAACUGAUUCAGACCCUACAAAUGCCCCAGGUCAAGAGGAGCCUGAAAGUCUUCAUUUUCCAGAGUCCUCAGCUCCUCUCCUGGACUCCAGCGUGUUUCGAUCGAAGGUUGAUCUGGGAAAGAAACGGAGCAUCAAGCGUUCCAGACCAUCACGAGCCAUCCGACAGAGAGCAGCGCUGCCUACGCUGACAGAGGGAACACACCCCGACUGGAGGUUCUGUGACUCCACAGAUGUAACAGCUCAGUGUUCCAAUGGAGGAGACUCCGAAUCAGAAGAGGAGCCGUCCAAAGAUUCCACUUCCUCUCCAGCACCCAGUCAGCCGAAGAGAGUUCCACUGUUUCCUGGAAUGGACCAAUCGGCCCUCAUGGCCCAGCUGAAGAGGAGAAGUGGAGCAGUGGAAACAGACACUCCAUCAGAAGGACUGACGACACCCCCUGUGCCCACACACUCGCCCUGCACACCCACCAUGUCCCUCAGCCCUAGAGUGCUGCCCUCUUUGGAUUCCAAAGACAGUGGCUCUGGACCUUCACCGUCAUGGCUGCUUGAGCUCAAAUCCAAGAAGCGCGCAAGUCAACCUGAGAGUGAAGCGUGAAGCUUGAGUCUCAAGAAACUCAGAUUGGAUGCAGUUUUAGGAAGUGCUCCAUAAAGGAAGUUCUUUGUGCCUCACUGUGAUGUCUGAAAGCUUCCAAAGAAACCGACUUCUACAUGACAAGUGCAAUUAAUAUUUGUAUUAAUUUGUAUCUGUUUUUAGUUUGUUUUUCCUCCUGGACUAAUAGUUACAAGUGCUCAUGUUCAGAGUUUUUGGAGCCAUUACCAAUAAGUCUUUUCCUCAUAAUGCACCAUUUUACAUUUUAAUGUCACAUGCAAAAAGCCAGCAUUAUUCAAGAUUAAAUCCUGUUUACACCUAUCAGUCUUGGACCAAUGCAAACCUUAUCUUUACAGUUGGUUUAUUUCCGUUUACAUUUAUUCAUUGUGCAGAUGCUUUUAUUCAAAGUGAAUUACAAAUCAGAAAAGUCUUACAACUGAUUCAUCUUAAGAUGUAAAUACAGUUCAAGCAAUGGCAAGAUACUCUCACAUUGUCUUUUGUAAAUAGUCUGUCUCUGAUCAUGAAAGAAGCAGAUAACUGUAUAGCUCCCUAGUACAAUGCACUUUAAUGAGUCAGACCACUGGUAAAAGUGCCUUAGGGGUUUUAGGCAAUAUAUUGCAUUUAGAUUUUAAAUCAGUUCUUUUAUACUUCAUUUAAAGUCACAUACUGUCAUGUUUCUAAAAGUCUGUAAACUGUAAACCACACUGAGACUGAUCCUGACAUAUACAACAUGUAAUUGCUAUGUAAAUCACCCUUUUCCUUUCCUUUUUUGAUUUAUUAAUUUUUACAAAAUGUGCCAUGACUUCAAAGCCAAUUUUUAUUGAACAGUACUUGAAACCUUAAAGAAAAACAUGUAAAAGUAAAUCUACAGUGGAAGUCACUCAAGCAGCUAAUAUACUGCAUGCAAUCUGUUUAAUUAAUUAAUUGUUUUCCAUUUAUUUUUCAGUACUUUAAUUCUAUCUACAAAAGGAGCUACUGAGCAGAAAAGCAUUAAUUGGUAUGCUUUGAUUUUGCCGAUUACCAUUUUACCACUUUUUUGUUUACAAUGUCUUGACCUGCCAAUGAGCACUUUCGUAAAACACAUAUCAGAAUUGCAGUCUUGUAUAUUAAAGGAACAGU
Molecule: messenger RNA, 5823 nt
Organism: Xyrauchen texanus (razorback sucker)
Lineage: Eukaryota; Metazoa; Chordata; Actinopteri; Cypriniformes; Catostomidae
Gene: tnks1bp1
Product: tankyrase 1 binding protein 1
Exons: 10
Coding region: 139-4710 (1523 amino acids)
Source: RefSeq, a predicted model, not a curated record